Molecule: messenger RNA, 5174 nt
Organism: Phycodurus eques (leafy seadragon)
Lineage: Eukaryota; Metazoa; Chordata; Actinopteri; Syngnathiformes; Syngnathidae
Exons: 9
Coding region: 1917-4577 (886 amino acids)
Biological process (GO): negative regulation of DNA-templated transcription
Cellular component (GO): nucleus
Molecular function (GO): metal ion binding; RNA binding
Source: RefSeq, a predicted model, not a curated record
GCUAAAAAAAGUAGGUUUUCUAUGUGGCGUUUCCGUAUUGUGGUCUUCAUCUGGUCAUGACCAAAGGAAUCCUAAAUCCCAAAACUAAAUAAAACAAUGCAAAUUAAUAUUAGCAGUUUCUCACUUGAAAGCAGCAGCCCUAACAAUUAACGCUGCAUCACCCGAAACAUUCUGACAAAUGUUACUUGCUGGAUGAAAUCAAAUUUACCAUAUCGACAGCGGUAUUGGCAGAGUCCAUCCCGGCCACCCAUGAACUCCAGAAUUGAGUCAAAGUAGCCGCUGGCAGCCUCAAAGCUGCCUCUCAGAGAGUUGAGGCCCCAGUCGGUGUCCUCUUCAUUCACGCCAUCGGAUGCUGCAGAUGGAGGGGACGCUGCUGCGACAGUUUCCUCGUUUUUUUGAGUGACCGUACUGCGGAGGCACAGGAGCAGGAGGGGAGCGAUGAGGGCACAGCGGGUCAUCCUUGCAGCUCAGACAGUUCAACACACACAAACGAGAGGGCUCACGCCCUGAGAGGAAACAACACUGAAACGGCAUAACCUGAACUUUGAACCACACGUCAGGACAGCCUCGCAUGUGGAGGAACAAAGUUCAGGUUUUGUCUUGCAGAACUUGUAAUCAUUCUUUCUGAUUAAUGACACCCCCUUCUAUCACGUUCAGUCUAAUUUAAUUACUUAUAGGCUAACCCCAUUAAUUUAGAACAAACUGUCUUGAUCAUGCAGUUGUGGGGAACUUUUCACAAGUGGUCAAGUGUGUUGCUGGUGAGGUGGAAUUAUGCCUAGACGGUAAGUAAAAAAAUAAAAAGCAUCUAACGCCGAAACAGGUCAAACAAUACAAAAUAGAGGGCCAAAUAGCAGUUAUUUUUCAUACUUUUCUCAGGUGUGAAUCAGUUACAUUUACUGUGUUGUUUUUUUAGGAACGCUCCAUUUUUUAAUGGCUUACUUUUGUUUCUCUUGUAUCAUAUUCUUAUAUUUAGUGCUCUUAAUAAAGUUAUUUUGAAAGACAGACUUGCAUGUUCAACCUAGUUACCACCAUCAGUGUUACUGAUUAGCAUAUGACCAAUAUGCAUGAGUAAAAUCGAUGUGUCCAUUUUCCUUACUGCUUAUUCUCACUAGGGUCAUUGGCGUGCUGGAGCCUAUCCCAGCUAUCUUUGGGUGAGAGGCGGGGUACACCCUGAACUGGUCGCCACAUAUGGAUAUUCUCUUUAAGAAAGCCUAAACCUCACUUUAACUUUUUAAAAUAUUCUUCUUUUGAGGUUUAUUGACAUUUUGGAUUAACCUGAAGCACUGUGGUUCGGGAUGAGCAAAAAAUAAAAAGUAAAAAAGUGAGUAAAAACAAUUCUGCACACGGUCGCUUGCUUGACCAUAGUAAAGCGCCCUACAAUUAUUAUUUUAUUAUUAUUUUGAUUAGUUAAGCCCUUGCAAUGCUGCCUAAGCGCUGUGCCCAUGCAAAAGCUUCCUCCGGGGUGCCCAAGACGAAGAAGAAGAAGAUGAUGACCAUCAGCGACCUACUUCGCGGUUUUUCACCUUUCGCGGCGGGUUCUGUUCCCCAUUAACCGCGAAAAACGAGUUACAAUUUACCUUGAGUCCAUAGACAUCUGGAGCAAGCGCGUCGUACCCUAGUGACUUCUCUGGGAAACAAAAGAAUAUAUUGGCAUUUGUUAGCCACUUUAUUUAGUUGCAUGUAUGCAUUAAUUGUUUCUAAUGUGGAGAUUUCCGAAAUGUUUCUGUACUCACAAAAGAAAAUAGUUAUUUGAAUGUAUUUUAAAUGUUACAAAAUUCCGAGGGACUCCGAACGCGGCAAAGUCUUGUGACGCACAAUUUGCGCGACAGAACCAAAUUUGCUUGCACUGUCACGUUUAAUCCAGGUGUGGAAAAGAGUUAUUUAAAAAAAAAAAAAGACUUGGAUUUAUCCUCAUAAUGUCUUUCACAAACCUUUUUGCGAGUCUUUCUGAAAACGGUGCUCAGAGUCAUGGUCAGCCGUCUAUUACAAUCAGGGACGGCAUUGGCAAGGUCCAAAGAAGUACUAGAGGCAAAAAGAGGACGCGAAGAGGGGAGGCACCUGGUCCCUAUGUGAAGAGGCCAUGUCACCAGACACAGGCAAGCAGGACUGAUUUUGCUAUAUUUUCCCAAGAUGAUUAUUCCAAGAAUGUUAACUACCAUGUGCAGAAGAACACUGACGACGAGAAUACAAGGGCAGGAUUCACCAAGGGGGUAGCAUACAACUAUGGCAGUAAGGCCUGUUACACUGGCCCAAAUUUUAAAACAAAACACAAUGUGAACCAGCGACAACAGAGACUAGAGAAAAUGCACCAGAAAGGUCGACAGCAGCCGCGAAGACGGACUCAAAAUCAAGGGGGAAGCCAUCAGAUGAAAAGUUCAUGGAAAUCAGGAGACAGAACCGAAUACAGAAAUCAUAGGCUGAACCGGAAUCACACACAGUCCAUCAAAUACUUCACACCAGAGUUCAAGGAGCAGAAUGCCGUGUUGGUGAAUGGACAGGUCAUUUGCCGCCAUUUCCUUUAUGGAAGGUGCAUCAAGGGUGACAGCUGCCAAAUGCAGCACAUUCAAGCUUACAACGAUCUCAUCAAAGAAAGUUGCAAGUAUUACAUACAAGAAUGUUGCACGAAAGGGGAGCAAUGCCCAUUUAUGCACAAGUCCUUCCCCUGCAAAUUUUUCCAUAAAAAGGGACACUGUUCUAAAGGAGAGGACUGUAGGUUUUCUCACGAGCCACUGAAUGACAUCACCAUGAAAUUGUUGAAUGAGGUAAUGGAAUUAGAAAUGGAGCUUGCUAGGAAAACUGAACAGUCUUCAGUUCAGCCAGCGACAGAUGAACCAGAGGUCAAACAAGUUACCAAACCUGAUAUACCUGAAGAGUCAAAUAAGGGAUCUGAGAAGUUAGUACAGCCCUUCAGGUUUAACUUCUAUAACAGCGCUGACUCAAAUGCUUAUAAUAAGGGAACUUGUCCGAAUGAAGGCGUAGUGGAUGUCACUGAAGAAGAUGCCCGGUCACAUCAACCAGUGUGCCAGUCUCCAUUAAUUAACCUCUGUCCUGAACCACCUGUUUUGUAUUCCGCUGAAGCGGUGCUGGAACCUCAGUUGUCUAGUGUCUUCAAAACACCCAGGAGUCAAGGCCACUCAACCCUCUCGGUCUCUCCCACUUCCUCGGGUUGCAACGGAUCAGCAAACCAUUGCGAUGUCCCUUACGCAGUUAAUGUUGUCCUCGGGUCAUCUAAAUCCACAGAGAGCUCGACUUUGGUUAACACACCUACCGCUGCUGCGCCAACGCCACAGGUCAUAUCAUAUACUCCAACAGUUGAACAGAGUUCAGUGAGCCAAGAUAACAAAGCCUCAGAUUUAUUACCUACGAAAAAUGAAGCUAACAAAGUGCUGAGAGAGACUCGGAAAAAGGCGUCAGUCCUCCAAGUGGAUCGGGUUAUUCAUUGUGACAAUACACCAGUGCCUGCUACGUCCUCAAAAAUCACCCAAGCAGAGAAGUGUGCAGAAUGCAUAACAGGACCCUCAAGUUGUAAGACCUCUCGUUAUUUUCUUAGAAAGGAAGAAACCCAGCAACUACCAACAGACAUUUCAUCCUCUGUAGACUGCACUCCAUGUACAAAGUCCCGUAGGAGUGGGUUUCAAAGCCUUUUUUCAUGCCACCCUAGUCGGUUAUCUACUCCAAAACACUCCCCACCCUUCAAGUCCCAUCCAUUGUAUGUGACAAAUGAUAUUCAUACUCUUAGUCUCUCGCCUCAGAGGUCCACACAGUUUAAAGAGAGUGCUGCUGUUGCUGCUGCACCUGUCAACACCUCCUCUCAUAUUAGUGCUUCUGGGAAACCCAACGAUCACCUUCCUUUGCAGUGUCCAUCAUCCAAAAACACACCUUCUGCUUUCAAUUCUGGGGCGCAACAGGGAUAUUCUUCAAGUAGAACCAUAACGCAGCAUAAAACUGAUUGUCUUGACCCGUCGGGACGUGGAUGUAAUGUAACCUUAAAAACACCAUUUAAAAGCCUUUUUGUGAGCAUUGUAGACACCCAGAGUUCAACACGAGAUAGGCCGACAACCUCAUGCAGCCCCCACCAAUGUACUCAGUCUGUCUCUGCUUCUCCCAAGUCUACUUAUGUCAAAUACCAAGAUUCUUCCAUUAAAAUAACUGCUGAAUCAGACCAGGCUUGUGCGAGGUCUCUGUCGAGCCUUUUUGCCACCCCUCUCAGUGAACUAGAGGCUCCUCUCACUCUCCUCUCUCCACCCAGCGUGUCUCGGGGAAACCAUUCGUACAAGCCAAGAGACGCAGCAGGUCCUUUGUUAGACGCCGCUCAAAGUGAAGCUCCCCUUCCAAACCUUGUCACUGAUUGUGUCCCUCAAGUGCCACAAGCAUCCUCCUCCACAGAAAAUGACAUAAUAGUUGAUCCAAAGCAGCAAAACUUAAAGAAUCAAGAAUCAAGCCCAUAUAUAUCAGCAAGCCAACAGCAGCUACCCGUCAUGCCACCCUACGUUGAUUCUUCACCAGCAGCUACUUCAAAUUCAGUCUUGAAAACACUCUUCUUGUGCCUGAGCCCGUAUCAACAAGACAGACAGUAAUUGGACGGUAUUCAAUUUGUUUUUCAGUUACAGUAGCUAUAAAGUGGUAUGUUUCUCCUGAGUGAAAUUCAGGUCGAUGGAUUUGGAUGCCCACCCAAACCCGUUUGGAUUCCGCAACCCUCUCCCCGCAGGUGGAUGGAUGCCCGGGGCCACCGUCCCGUCUGCAACCCAACCCCCCGCCCCCACACCCCACUGCUCGCCCAAUCAUUAAACUUAGAUAUUGAGCAAUGGAAUUCAAUAUACAAAAAAAACCCAAAAAAGACAGCAACAGGCGAUUGCCUAACCUGUUGUGUAAUGCAAAUUUCUAGAUUACAAUUUCUAGAUAAAGCAAAACACUAUCACUGGAUAAUGUGAACUCACCACUUUUGAGGUUGAGAACAGUGAUUAGAUCACUCUACAGAGAAACCUGUUUUAUUUUAUUUCCCCUUCAUACAAAAUUUUGCACAUUGAACAAAGCACGUUCUUGAGGGGCGUCAUUUUUCCUGAAAGGCAAGGAAGGGGGCUGGCGAAGUGCUCCAGUUCACACAUUGACUUUAAAAUUCAGUGUUUAUUCUAGAUGCAGUAAUGUGUAUCAUUAUUGUAUUACUGUCUAUUGAA